GUGUUCAGUGGGAAGCGGCCGGACUCAGAGUUCCCGCCUCCGCCACCGGGUAGCCUGUGCAAGACGUCCACUCUGCCGCCCGCGGAGGAAGGCCCACAGCAGGCCCUGACCUGCCUGAUCAGCGAGAAGGACCUGGAGCUCUUUGAGAAGCUGGGGGACGGCUCCUUUGGGGUGGUGCGGCGCGGAGAGUGGUGUGCGCCCACUGCCAAGACGCUUAACGUGGCCGUGAAGUGUCUCAAGACAGACGUGCUGAGCCAGCCGGAAGCCCUGGACGACUUCAUCCGAGAGGUCAACGCGAUGCAUUCCCUGGACCACAGGAACCUCAUCCGCUUGUACGGCGUGGUGCUGUCGAAUCCAAUGAAGAUGGUCACUGAGCUGGCCCCUCUGGGCUCCCUGCUGGACCGGCUGCGCAAGAACCAGGGCCACUUCCUGAUCUCCACGCUCUGCCAGUACGCCAUCCAGAUCGCCAGAGGCAUGGCCUACUUGGAGUCCAAGCGUUUCAUCCACCGUGACCUGGCUGCUCGCAACAUCCUCUUGGCCUCCAACGACCUGGUCAAGAUUGGGGAUUUUGGGCUCAUGAGGGCUUUGCCCAAGAACGACGAUCACUACGUCAUGCAGGAGCAUCGCAAGGUGCCUUUUGCCUGGUGUGCCCCCGAGAGUCUGAAAACCCGCACCUUUUCACAUGCCAGUGACACCUGGAUGUUUGGAGUGACGCUUUGGGAGAUGUUCACAUAUGGACAGGAACCCUGGGUUGGCCUUAAUGGUAGUCAGAUUUUGCACAAGAUUGACAAGGAGGGGGAGCGGCUGACCCGGCCAGAGGACUGCCCGCAGGACAUCUACAACGUCAUGCUACAGUGUUGGGCGCACAAACCGGAAGACCGACCGACCUUUGUAGCCCUGCGUGACUUUCUCUUGGAGGCUCAGCCCACAGACAUGCGGGCCCUGCAGGAUUUUGAAGAGUCGGACAAGCUCUUGAUCCAGAUGAGUGAUAUCAUCACCGUCAUCGAGGGCAGGUAUUGUGUGGGAAGGGCUAGGCUGGUGUGGGCUGGUCACACCUGCGCAGAGGUGGGGCGGAAAGGGCAUGCAACCUUGCGUGGAGAAGGGACCCUAACUUUCUCCUCCUCCGCUUCUGCUCUAUUGACGUAGAAAGCUGCGGAUCAC
Messenger RNA from Sphaerodactylus townsendi, 1161 nucleotides. RefSeq names its product activated CDC42 kinase 1-like. NCBI's taxonomy places the organism in Eukaryota, Metazoa, Chordata, Lepidosauria, Squamata, Sphaerodactylidae. The record is from RefSeq and is a predicted model, not a curated record. Gene Ontology annotation, molecular function: ATP binding; protein tyrosine kinase activity. The transcript has 6 exons. Gene Ontology annotation, biological process: protein phosphorylation. The annotation marks the transcript as partial.